Messenger RNA from Populus euphratica (Euphrates poplar), 4016 nucleotides. Its product is annotated as structural maintenance of chromosomes protein 2-1-like. Gene Ontology annotation, cellular component: chromosome. The transcript has 20 exons. Gene Ontology annotation, biological process: chromosome organization. The record is from RefSeq and is a predicted model, not a curated record. The coding region runs from base 147 to 3677 and encodes 1176 amino acids. NCBI's taxonomy places the organism in Eukaryota, Viridiplantae, Streptophyta, Magnoliopsida, Malpighiales, Salicaceae. Gene Ontology annotation, molecular function: ATP binding; protein binding; ATP hydrolysis activity.
ACACAACUCUCCGAUCCCAACUAACUGACUUCCAGGGUUUCUCAACUCGGAAACCCUAAACCGUCCAAACCACCACAAUUCCAUCAACUCACAGUACACGCUUAAACUCCCUUUUCAAAUCCAAGGUUUUUCUCUUUAAAUUAAGAAUGUACGUAAAGGAGAUAUGUUUAGAGGGGUUCAAAUCUUACGCAACAAGAACAGUUGUACAAGGAUUUGACCCUUUUUUCAAUGCAAUCACGGGGCUGAACGGGUCGGGCAAGUCGAAUAUUUUGGAUUCGAUUUGCUUUGUCUUGGGUAUAACUAAUCUGCAGCAAGUUAGGGCUUCGAAUUUGCAGGAGUUAGUGUACAAGCAAGGGCAAGCAGGGAUCACUAAAGCAACAGUGUCAAUCAUGUUUGAUAAUUCUGACAGGAGCAGGAGUCCUCUUGGGUACGAGAAUCAUUCUGAGAUUACUGUUACAAGACAGAUUGUGGUUGGUGGAAGGAACAAGUAUUUGAUCAAUGGAAAGCUAGCCCAGCCUAGCCAAGUUCAAAACCUUUUUCAUUCAGUGCAGCUGAAUGUUAACAAUCCACAUUUUCUCAUUAUGCAAGGACGCAUUACUAAGGUCUUGAACAUGAAACCUCCAGAGAUCUUAUCAAUGCUUGAAGAGGCUGCUGGGACAAGAAUGUAUGAGACAAAGAAAGAGUCUGCAUUGAAAAUACUAGAGAAGAAACAGAGCAAGGUGGUUGAAAUUAACAAGCUUCUUGACCAGGAGAUAUUUCCAGCUCUGGAAAAGUUGAGGAAGGAGAGGAUGCAAUAUAUGCAAUGGGCCAAUGGCAAUGCUGAAUUGGAUCGACUCAAAAGGUUUUGUGUUGCUUAUGAUUAUGUUCAAGCAGAGAAAAUCAGAGACAGUGCAGCUGGGGAGGUGGAACAAAUGAAGGCUAAAAUUGCUGAGAUUGACCAUAAUGCAGAUCGAAUGCGGGUGGAAAUACAACAAAAGGAGACCCAAGUAUCAAAACUGACUGCUGAAAAGGAAGCCAGUAUGGGUGGGGAAGCAAAAACUCUAUCAGAGAAUGUAGAUGUGCUAGCUCAAGAUCUUGUGCGAGAGUUAUCUGUGUUGAAUAACAAAGAGGAUACAUUAAGGAGUGAACAGGAGAAUGCUGAAAAGAUUGUUCAUAGUAUUGAAGACUUGAAGCAGUCUGUAGAAGAGAGAGCCACUGCUGUUAAAACGUCUGAAGAAGGAGCAGCUGAUCUCAAAAAGAGAGUUGAAGAUUUUUCCAAGAGUUUGAAAAAUUAUGAGAAGGAAUACCAAGGUGUACUAGCUGGGAAGAGCAGUGGUGAUGAGGAGAAAUGCCUUGAAGAUCAACUGGGUGAAGCAAAGGUUGCAGUUGGAAAUGCUGAAACAGAAUUGAAACAAUUGAAAACAAAAAUUAACCAUUGUGAGAGAGAACUGAAAGAGAAAACACAUCAGUUAAUGUCAAAGUGUGAAGAAGCUGCUGCUGUACAGAAUGAGCUUAGUGCUAGAAGGAAAGAUGUGGAAAAUGCUAAAUCGGCAAUGGAAUCUCUUCCAUAUAAGGAAGGCCAGAUGGAAGCUUUACAGAAGGAUCGUGCAUCUGAAUUGGAACUAGUGCGGAAAUUGAAAGAUGAAAUACGAGACCUUUCAGCGAAACUAUCAAAUCUUCAAUUCACAUACCGGGAUCCUCAGAGAAACUUUGAUAGGUCAAAAGUAAAAGGCGUGGUAGCUAAACUUAUUAAAGUAAAGGAUAGAUCCACAAUGACUGCCCUAGAGGUUACUGCAGGUGGAAAGUUAUUUAAUGUUGUUGUAGACACUGAGAGCACUGGAAAACAACUUCUUCAAAAUGGUGAUCUCCGCAGAAGAGUCACAAUUAUCCCCUUAAAUAAAAUUCAAUCCCAUACUGUACACCCUAGGAUUCAGCAGGCUGCUGUUAGAUUGGUUGGCAAGGAGAAUGCAGAACUGGCACUUUCUUUGGUCGGCUAUGAUGAGGAAUUGAAGACUGCUAUGGAAUAUGUUUUUGGUUCAACAUUUGUUUGCAAAACCAUGGAUGCUGCAAAGGAGGUUGCUUUCAGUCGAGAAAUCCGCACUACUAGUGUCACUCUUGAAGGCGACAUCUUCCAGCCAAGCGGUCUUUUAACUGGCGGAAGCCGCAUGGGUGGAGGCUAUCUGUUAAGGCAACUCCAUGAAUUGGCAGAGGCUGUAUCAAAUCUUCUACUACAUCAGAGAAGGUUAUCUGAAAUUGAAGCAAAGAUUACAGAGCUCUUGCCAGUUCAUAAAAAGUUUGUGGACCUUAAAAAACAGCUAGAACUUAAACUGUAUGAUCUUUCGUUAUUUCAGGGAAGGGCUGAGCAAAACGAGCACCAUAAGCUUGGUGAAGUGGUAAAGAAGAUUGAACAGGAGCUUGAAGAAGCAAUGUUUGCAGCCAAAGAAAAGGAAAUUUUGUAUAAUGAGUGUGUUAGUACAGUGUCAAAGCUUGAGAAAUCAAUCAAAGAGCACGAUAAUAACCGAGAAGGCAGGCUCAAAAACUUGGAGAAUCAAAUUAAGGCUACAAAAGCACAAAUGAAGUCAGCUUCAAAGGACCUCAAGGAGCAUGAAAAUGAAAGAGAGAGACUUAUCAUGGAACAAGAAGCAGUCGUGAAAGAACAUGCAUCUUUGGAGAGUCAAUUAGAUUCUUUGAGAACACAAAUCAGCCGUCUCAAUUUUGAAAUAGAAGAACAAAAAGCCAAGGUUGCUUCCACACGCAAUAAUCAUGAUCAGGCUCAAUCUGAGCUCGAUUCAAUCCGUCUAAAGAUGUUGGAAUGUGAUUCCCAAAUUAGUAGCAUUCUCAAGGAGCAGCAUAAACUUCAACAUAAACUUGGUGAGACAAAGCUUGAAAGGAAGAAGUUGGAGAAUGAGGUGAAAAGAAUGGAAAUGGAGCAGAAAGAUUGCUCUAUGAAGGUGGACAAAUUGAUAGAGAAGCAUGCCUGGAUUGCUUCUGAGAAGCAGCUAUUUGGGAGAAGUGGGACUGAUUAUGAAUUUAUGUCCCGUGAUCCCACUAAAGCAAGGGAGGAACUUGAGAGAUUGCGAGCGGAGCAAUCAGGGCUUGAGAAAAGGGUGAACAAGAAAGUUAUGGCAAUGUUUGAAAAGGCAGAAGACGAGUACAAUGAUUUGAUGUCGAAGAAAAACAUUAUUGAGAAUGACAAGUCUAAAAUCAAGAAGGUGAUUGAAGAGCUAGACGAGAAGAAGAAGGAGACUCUCAAAGUUACAUGGGUUAAAGUAAACAAUGACUUUGGAUCUAUCUUUUCCACUCUGUUGCCGGGCACCAUGGCAAAGCUAGAACCUCCUGAAGGUUGCAGUUUCCUAGACGGUCUUGAGGUUCGUGUUGCUUUUGGAAGUGUCUGGAAACAGUCGUUGUCAGAACUAAGUGGAGGCCAACGCUCUCUGCUUGCUCUAUCUCUAAUCUUGGCGUUGCUUCUCUUCAAGCCAGCUCCACUUUAUAUUCUAGAUGAGGUUGAUGCGGCUCUUGAUUUAAGCCACACACAGAACAUAGGGAGAAUGAUUAAAGCUCACUUCCCGCACUCCCAGUUUAUCGUGGUUUCACUGAAAGAAGGCAUGUUCAACAAUGCUAAUGUUCUUUUCCGGACAAAAUUUGUGGAUGGUGUUUCCACUGUACAGAGGACUGUUGCCGCUAAGCAGAACAAGUGAUUGCUUUAAUAUGGUCAGGUUCAAUUGGUUAUAUUGCUUUACCAGUAUUUACAAUCACUCUUUUAUCGUUUACAGGGGAUCUUAUUUUUUUCAAUUGAUGUUGCUACUGAUUAUACUUGGGCAGAUAGUGUAAUACCAAGCUACUAUAUAUUUUUUUAUUCUAGAAAAGGGAUGAGGAGUUUCGACCUUCUUAAAUUCAUGUUCUGAAGUUGUGUACUUUGUAAUUAAAUGUCACUCGAUAAUAUUGAUGCGGAGUGCUUGCCUUUCGAGUCUCAAGCAACUGUCAAACUAAAAUCUGUGCUCUGUGAUCAAUGGGAUUUAAAAGCUCUAUUUAUUGAA